This is a messenger RNA of Sphenostylis stenocarpa, 1023 nucleotides long. NCBI's taxonomy places the organism in Eukaryota, Viridiplantae, Streptophyta, Magnoliopsida, Fabales, Fabaceae. The record is from the annotation of a GenBank genome assembly.
AUGGAGGACAUGGACGAGAUCGAUGCUGUUCCUCAGUGCAUGAUAGCGAGGGAUAAUUAUCAGUCAUCAACGGCAGGAGGCAUGCCCUUGUCUGCACCGGUUUAUAAUGCUUCUGUCUUAACAUUGAGUUCCAUGAUGGACAUGGGAAGUGAAGUACAGGUUCGUGCUAGUGGUGGUCUUCUUGCAAUAUUGGAGAAUGAAAGGAUUGUAAAUACUCUUGAGCAAAAAGAAUCUGGAAAUACAUCAAUUAUAAUUGAUUCUGUAGCAGAAAUUUCACUGUAUCCUUGUACUUACUUUGCUCAGUCAUUAAAGGCAAAAACGUUCUACUUUGUGCUGUUUGAAACUGGAAAGGAGAAAAUAAAUAACUAUCUCAAACUUGAUGCAGCAGCUCAUGAAGCAUUACAAAUAUUCCAAAUAGACAAGCACCCAAGUCAUAUGGGAAUUGAAGAACUUGUUACUUCAUUACGGGAAGCCUUGAAAUCUGUGAAGGAUAUUCCCCACUUGCUGAAGAGUAUUUGUGCGUUGUUGCAUUUAAACAAGAUUUUUGAAAUUGGAAUUUCCGAAGGUCUUCGUGCAGAAUUGAAGUGUUUAAACUUGGAUAUUGUUGAGAAGGUUAGUUCAUGCAUAACAGCAGAACUUGGUUAUGUCUAUGAACUGGUAAUUGGUGUUAUUGAUGUUAAUAGAACUAAAGAGAAGGGAUAUGCGACGGUGGUGAAAGAAGGUUUCUGUGAUGAGGUUAAACCCAAUGUCCUCGUUCCUUUUCUUCGCCUUAGUUUGGAUGAGUUGAGGCAAAUAUAUGAGGAACUGCCGGACUUUCUGGAAGAGGUGGCUUUUGGUGUUUCAUCAUUGGAAUUAGCUCAACUUCCCGGUUUGUGCAAGGACAAGCGUGUUCCUUGUAUUGUUUAUAUACAGCAAAUAGGAUAUUUAAUGUGUAUCUUUGAAGAAAAACCUGAAGAAACCACUCUGGAGAAACUUGUAGAUUGGGAAUACAUAGUAUGUUGGCGAUUGCACUCGGUCAAGUGA